AUGGCUAAGAAGACGGGUGAAAACUCUAAGAAGGCCGCUGGAAACGCCAGAAAGGCUGACAGCGCCAACAAGAAAAAAGAGGCAGAAUUAGAAGCCUUAGAAUCUCAAGAAGCCGAAAAAUGGUCUGAUGGCUCUAAGAAGGGUAACAAAAAGAAGGAAGAUGAACAGUUCAAGAAAGAAGAAGCAGCCCGUAAAAAGGCUGAAAGAGAUGCCUUAUUAGCAGCCGAAGAAGCCGCAUUGCCUCUGAAGCCUGCAAACUCGAAGCUGAGAGGAGCCAACAAGGUCGCAGCUAGAAGAGCAGGUAAGAUCGACGAUUUCCUUGACUUCAACAAGGACGUUCCCGAAUUAAGUGCUAGUGGUUUAGACAGUGCUUUGGAAGCAUUGGCAUUGACAUCGCGUGAUGGAGGUGUGGGCUCGAAGGAUAUCGAUAGACACCCCGAGAGAAGAGUCAAGGCUGCCUUCUCUGCUUUCGAAGAGAAGAGAAUCCCAGAGUUGAGAAAGGAGAACCCAGGUUUGAGAUUACAGCAGAUCAAGCAUUUGGCAUUCAAGGAGUUCCAGAAGUCGCCAGAAAACCCCAUGAACCAGGAAACCAACAUCCACUACAACGCCAAGCAGGACGAGGUUGCUGAUAAGAAGCGCGAGGUCAGGUCUUCCAGAGAGAAGAAGUUCUCAUAG
This is a messenger RNA of Scheffersomyces stipitis CBS 6054, 675 nucleotides long. RefSeq lists its product as uncharacterized. Bases 1 to 675 code for a protein of 224 amino acids. The transcript has a single exon. Gene Ontology annotation, biological process: transcription by RNA polymerase II. Gene Ontology annotation, cellular component: nucleus. The record is from RefSeq and is a predicted model, not a curated record. Lineage: Eukaryota; Fungi; Ascomycota; Pichiomycetes; Serinales; Debaryomycetaceae. Gene Ontology annotation, molecular function: transcription coactivator activity.